Messenger RNA from Prunus armeniaca (apricot), 762 nucleotides. Lineage: Eukaryota; Viridiplantae; Streptophyta; Magnoliopsida; Rosales; Rosaceae. The record is from the annotation of a GenBank genome assembly.
AUGGCAGCACCGGCUGUCCAAAUGAGCCCAUUCUCUCACCCAAAAACCAACACCAACACCCCAGUCUCUCUCAUACCCAAGUGCACGUCUUUGAGAGAGCUCAAGCAAAUCCAAGCCUUUUCCAUCAAAACCCAUCUCCAAUAUGACAUUUCUGUCCUCACCAAGCUCAUCAACUUCUGCACUCUUAACCCAACUGGUACCUCCAUGGACUACGCCCACCUCCUGUUCGACCAAAUUCCCCACCCUGACAUUGUUGUCUUCAACACCAUGGCCCGCGGCUACGCACGCUCCCAUACCCCAUUUCGAGCGAUUUCACUAUUUGCUCACAUUCUGAGCUCAGAUCUCUUCCCAGAUGACUACACAUUCCCCUCUCUUCUCAAGGCGUGCGCCAGCUCUAAAGCCUUAGAAGAAGGGAGGCAAUUGCAUUGCUUUGCUAUCAAAUGUGGGCUUCACCUUAACAUUUAUGUGUGCCCUACACUUAUUAACAUGUACACUGAGUGCAAUGACGUGGAUGCGGCUCGCCGGGUCUUUGAUAAGAUACCAGACCCUUGUGUUGUUGUACACAAUGCUAUGAUCAAGGGCUAUGCUCGAAGUAGUCGGCCAAAUGAGGCUUUGGCAUUGUUUCGAGAGUUGCAAGCAAGCAAUCUUAAGCCAACCGAUGUUACUAUGCUUAGUGCUCUUUCUUCAUGUGCUUUGUUAGGAGCAUUAGACUUGGGGAAGUGGAUACACGAAUACCCUGGAGGAUGCGGUUUCUGUAUUUGA